Molecule: messenger RNA, 797 nt
Organism: Nannochloropsis gaditana CCMP526
Gene: DUSP
Product: dual specificity phosphatase
Exons: 1
Biological process (GO): protein dephosphorylation; negative regulation of MAPK cascade
Cellular component (GO): cytoplasm
Molecular function (GO): protein tyrosine/serine/threonine phosphatase activity; MAP kinase phosphatase activity
Source: RefSeq, a predicted model, not a curated record
GAGACUUCAGAUUUGUCCAACCAACAUGAAUGUCGACAAUCCACUGGGACUUCCCGGCGGCACCACGCCUCGAGGUCCCGGCUACAUCGAUCUGGCAAGCCUGAGUGAGUUGGAGCGGCGAAUGGCUACAGAAUUGUCCACGGCGCUGGCUACGACUACUUACGAGAUACGGGACAAACUAUCCGAAGUCAUGCCGGGCCUCUUUCUUUCCAAUGGAUUAAUCGCUCAAGACCUGCCCGCCCUCCGUGCAAAACGCAUCUCUCACAUCCUGAAUUUGGCUCCGCUGGAGGUGCCCACAACAGCCAACUUUUACGCAGCAGAUCAUAUCGAGUUCAAAGCUAUAUCAGCAAAGGAUGAAUUCGAUUACGACAUGAUGCAGCACUGGUCCGAGUCGCGCGAGUACCUCGAUCGUGCCUUGAAGCAAGACAGAGGCCGUGUGCUCGUCCAUUGUCAAGCCGGCAUCAACCGGUCCGGGGCUAUCGCUGUGGCGUACAUGAUGGUCACCAGACGACGCAUGUUGAUUGAGGCGGCCAAGUCUGUAAAGCGGAAACGGUAUCAACUAAUCACCAAUUCUAAUUUUCAAUUGUCGUUGGUAAAAUUUGCUACCUCGGAGAAUUUGCUCGGCAAGCCAGCUCCGCCUCGUCGAAGACUGUCUCCCACCCCUUACCCCGCCGCUUCAGUGCCGACGGACGAGUUUGCGGCGACACGAUGGCCUUUUGGUGGGAAGGGAAAACCGGCCGUGCUGUUCUUGCACGGGACUUUCGCCCCCGUGCACAAGGGCCACCUGGCGGCGCUGG